AUGAAUGAACAGGCUUAUCUUAAACAAAACAAGACAGCCCGAAAUCAAUUAAGAAGAAUUAUGUCGAACGAAGACAAUAAUUGUCAAGCACGAUUACCACUAAAAGAUGUUCCUAUUGAGCUUCAACAGAAAGUUAUUGAUCUUGGUGGAAAACCUGAUCUUAAUCUUUAUAAAGUCCAAGCGAAUAACCCAACACUUCUUUCAUCUUGGAUUGAGAUUUUUCGUGGCGCACAACUCUGUAAUUCUCAAUAUUAA
Messenger RNA from Rotaria socialis, 255 nucleotides. The record is from the annotation of a GenBank genome assembly. Lineage: Eukaryota; Metazoa; Rotifera; Eurotatoria; Philodinida; Philodinidae.